AGAAAUAAUUUUCCCAUUUCUUAUCUCUCUCAUUUGACAUUUGUAUUGCAGAAGAUCAAAGUAGGGCAAAAAUGGCAGAAGCUCUUGCUGCUUUGAGAAGUUUAAUGUCUUCUUACCGUCCUUCUCUCGAUGCCCUAAUCGUUCCAUCUGAAGACUAUCAUCAGAGCGAGUACGUUUCUGACAGGGAUAAAAGGCGGCAAUUCAUAUCAGGAUUCUCCGGUAGUUAUGGUUUGGCUGUCAUAACAAAGAAUGAAGCACUGUUGUGGACUGAUGGGAGGUACUUCUUGCAAGCUGAGCAACAACUAAGUGAUGAUUGGAAGCUCAUGCGUAUGGGGGAGGAUACAGUUGUAGAUGCCUGGUUAUCAGAUAACCUGCCUAAAGAUGCAGCUAUUGCCAUUGAUCCUUGGUGUAUAUCAGUUGACACUGCUCAGAAGUGGGAGCUUGUAUUUGCCAAAAAACAACAAAAAUUGAUUCCAACAAAUUUAAUAAACUUGGUAGACGAAGUUUGGGAUGAUAGACCACUAUUUAAAAUCAGUCCUGUCCGUAUACAACCUCUAGAAUAUUGUGGCCGUUCUGUUGCAGACAAGUUGACAGAUCUAAGAGAAAAGCUGAAAGUGGAGAAGGCCUGUGCUAUUAUUUUCACAACACUUGAUGAGGUUGCUUGGUUGUUCAAUGUACGGGGAAGUGAUGUAUCUUAUAAUCCAGUUGUUCAUGCAUUUGCUAUAGUAACAUCCAACUCGGCUCGCUUUUAUGUUGACAAUAGAAAGAUAUCAUCUGAGGUACACACUUAUUUGACGGAAAAUGGGAUUGAAGUACGCCAUUAUGACAUCGUGGGCACAGAAGCGGCUCUGCUCACAAACAACAAAAUUUCACACCCCUCUAUAUCAGAUUUUGAUGGCGAUUCAUUGAAGCCUUUCAUAUAUGCAAAUGGUGAAACUGAUACAGAUAAACUUACUCAUAACCUUGUCUGGGUUGAUCCUAGUUCAUGCUGCUUUGCAUUGUAUUCAAAGCUUCAAGCUGAUAAGGUGCUUUUGAAGUCAUCACCAUUAGCUCUUGCUAAAUCCCUUAAGAAUCCUGUUGAGUUAGAAGGAUUACGAAGGGCCCAUAUCAGGGAUGGUGCAGCUGUUGUGCAAUAUCUUGUGUGGCUGGAUAUGCAGAUGCAAGAGCAUUAUGGUGCGUCUGGUUACUUUGUGGAGGCAAUUAGCUCUAACAAAAGGAAACAUACGGGAACAACGAAGCUGACAGAAUUGUCUGUCAGUGAUAAGCUAGAGAGCUUCCGUGCUUCAAAGGAGCACUUUAGAGGAUUGAGUUUUCCUACAAUAUCGUCUGUUGGACCUAAUGCGGCCAUUAUUCACUACGCCCCAAAUGCUGAGAAAUGUGCAGAAUUGGACCCUGACAGUAUCUAUCUAUUUGACUCAGGAGCACAGUAUCUGGAUGGAACGACUGACAUCACAAGGACAGUGCACUUUGGAAAGCCUUCUCAACAUGAGAAAGCAUGCUACACCGCUGUUCUCAAGGGGCACAUUGCUUUGGGGAGUGCUUGCUUCCCUAAUGGAACCAAUGGUAACACUCUUGAUGUGCUUGCUCGAGUUCCUUUGUGGAAGGAUGGACUUGAUUAUCGACAUGGAACCGGUCAUGGAGUUGGGUCUUAUUUAAAUGUCCACGAGGGACCUCAUAGCAUCAGCUUCAGGCCAACGGCUAAGAAUGUGCCCUUACAAGCCUCUAUGACGGUGACAGAUGAACCUGGCUAUUAUGAAGAUGGAAACUUCGGAAUACGAUUGGAGAAUGUGCUAAUAGUUGUGAAAGCCGAUACUCCCUUCAACUUUGGUAACAAGGGGUAUCUAACAUUUGAGCAUAUAACAUGGGCACCAUAUCAGGCAAAGUUGAUUGAUUUGGGCCUUCUUAGUCCAGUUGAAAUAGAAUGGGUUAACAACUAUCAUUCAAAAUGUCGCGAUAUCUUGACCCCAUAUCUGAAUGAAUCAGAGAAAGCAUGGUUGAAGCAUGCGACCAAACCUAUUAGUGCCUGAUGGGUUUUAGGUCUGGAGUUGAAAGUUCGACAUCUCAGAAUGCUGAAACGGAACAUCGGAAUUCGGUCAAGAAAAAUACAAAAGGGUUUUGUUUUGGACAUUUUGUUUUAUAGGUUUUCUUCUCUGUUACUAUUUUCUUUACAGUCUUCUUGAUAUAGAAACUUAUUUUUUUUUCAUCUUAAGAGCUGUGAACAAUGUGUGUUUUACUACAUUAAUUGUUUGUUGUGGAGACAAAAAAUAUAUGAAUAAUAAAGCUGUUUUUCAUUUUCA
This is a messenger RNA of Impatiens glandulifera, 2297 nucleotides long. RefSeq names its product aminopeptidase P1. The transcript is spliced from 16 exons. Lineage: Eukaryota; Viridiplantae; Streptophyta; Magnoliopsida; Ericales; Balsaminaceae. The record is from RefSeq and is a predicted model, not a curated record. The coding region runs from base 72 to 2027 and encodes 651 amino acids. Gene Ontology annotation, molecular function: metalloaminopeptidase activity.